Bipolaris sorokiniana ND90Pr is the source of this 1162-nucleotide messenger RNA. RefSeq lists its product as uncharacterized. Gene Ontology annotation, biological process: protein transport. The transcript has 3 exons. Bases 102 to 1049 code for a protein of 315 amino acids. The record is from RefSeq and is a predicted model, not a curated record. NCBI's taxonomy places the organism in Eukaryota, Fungi, Ascomycota, Dothideomycetes, Pleosporales, Pleosporaceae.
CACCUUACGUAUAUGGACAGCCGCCAUUACCCCACGCACGCCCCACCACAAACAACUACGACGUCGUCUCCAAGCACCACAACUACACACAUAUAUACACAAUGGCGCCUCCAGUCUCUUUAGUUGCGAAGCUCAAGAUACAGCUCAAGCUGUCCAUAUCGCGACUGCGCAUGGUGCAGCAAAAAGACAGCGCAAAAGUAAAGCAGCAGAGGCGAGAAAUGGCGCAACUCAUCGAGGUCGGCAAAGUCCAAUCUGCAAGGAUACGCGUAGAAAACAUUAUUCGCACAGACAUUACCACCGAACUGCACGAGAUCCUCGAACUCUACUGCGAACUUCUGCUUGCCCGCUCCCAGCUCCUCGAAUCCCAGAUCUCGUCUUCAAACACCACCUCCGCGGCUUCUUCGUCGGCGACGCUGCUCGACCCUGCGUUGGAGGAGGCCGUCCGCAGCAUAAUAUAUGCCGCGCCGCGCACAGAGAUCAAGGAGUUGCAGACGGUCCGGGCGCUGCUUGUGGAUAAGUUUGGCAAGGAUGUCGCCAUAGCCAGUAUGGAGGGCGAGGGCGUCGCAGAGAGAGUAAUCAAGAAGCUGCGAGUGGAAACACCAAAGACAGAGUUGGUCGAGGCCUACAUGACGGAGAUUGCGAGAUUCUAUGGCGUGCCGUAUGGCACGUCCAAGAGCGAGGACGAGGCUGAAGACGAUGAAGAUGACGAACCCUCGGGCGGAGUAGCUGAGAGAGCUGAAGGAGUCCUCGAAGACCCAUUGACUACAGACGAUGCUGACCCCAGCAAAAGUAAGAAGGCAGAGGAGAGAGAGGCCCUGGCCAAAGCUACAACGCCAAAGAAACUCGGCCCCCAAAGUCCGCUGCGAGUCGUACCUCCAAGCCCUAGCACAGAUAAUGUCGCUCCCAGGUUAAAGUUACCAGGCAGUGCGGCAGCCAAAAUCGCAAAGAGCGAUGCGAGUGCCAAGAAGCCGGCCAAGAAGGAGGAUGGGCUCGGCAAGAUACCGGACGUUGAUGAACUGUCGAGACGGUUUGCUGAGCUCAAGAGGUGAGAUGUAGGACAUGUUCUGUGUGGAAGCACUUGCAUCGUACGAUGAAACAUGACUCUAAAGUACCUCAUAUGAUACCAUAAUCAAUUCACAAUCACAUCGCACCAAGCCCAGUC